Messenger RNA from Trametes versicolor FP-101664 SS1, 1139 nucleotides. RefSeq lists its product as uncharacterized. Gene Ontology annotation, molecular function: hydrolase activity. NCBI's taxonomy places the organism in Eukaryota, Fungi, Basidiomycota, Agaricomycetes, Polyporales, Polyporaceae. Bases 1 to 1002 code for a protein of 333 amino acids. The record is from RefSeq and is a predicted model, not a curated record. The transcript is spliced from 5 exons.
AUGGCCCAACCCACGAUCCACCAGCCCAUCCACCCAGAUAUCGCAGACAGGCUCCUCGGCGAGUAUGCUGCGUUCCACAACGCGCACAUAGCGCAGACGGUCCCUGUACACGAGAUUAAACCAUGGAGCCCUGCCCUCCGCAAUGCCCCCGCUGUCAUGGGCGGAUCCGAGCCCUUGAAGGUCGGCGCCGUCAAGGAUUAUCCGCUCAGCAAGUGCUCCGUGCGUGUGUUCACACCAGAGGGCGAACCACCGGCGGACGGUUGGCCGGUCUUCAUCUUCUACCACGGCGGCGGAUGGACCCUCGGUACUAUUAACGCAGAGAACUCGUUCUCCACCAAUAUGUGCAAGCGUGCGCAGUGUGUAGUCGUGUCCGUCGAUUAUCGCCUCGGCCCAGAGGAGCCGUACCCAGCAGCGGUAGAGGACUCAGUAGAGGCCCUUCACUGGGUACAUACCAAGGGCAAGGCGGAACUCGACAUAAACCCUGCGCGUAUCGCAGUGGGUGGGUCGUCCAGCGGCGGCAACCUGGCCGCAGUUGUGGCACACAAGGCUGCCCUAGCAGAGGCACCCAUCCCGCUAGUCUUCCAGCUUCUAGUAGUCCCAGUGGUUGAUAACACAGCUUCCACCACCGACACCCGCUACCCGUCGUGGCAGGAGAACAUCAACACGAUCGCGCUCGUCCCUGCGAGAAUGUUAUGGUUCCGCGACAACUACCUGCCGCACAAGGAGGACUGGACCAAGUGGGACAACUCGCCCAUCUUCGCGCCGGAGGAGUCGUUCAAGAAGGCACCGCCGGCCUGGAUCGGGGUCGCCGAGCUCGAUAUCUUGCGAGAUGAAGGCAUCGCUUACGGCGACAAGCUCAAAAACGCAGGUGUCCCGGUCGAGGUGAAGGUGUACAAGGGCGCCCCUCACCCGAUCAUGGCUAUGGACGGUGCUCUGGAGAUCGGGAAGCAACUGGUCUCUGAUGCUGCCGCUGCACUAGCCAAGGCCUUUGGUACUGCAUGACCUAACAUCGACAACCCCUCUGGGACGCGCCGGACUCCGCUGAAGACGAAGGACGAUCUGUAAUUGUAAAGGUGACAAGACUAGUCCGUUAGUAUGAGGCAAUGUAACGUCGAGGAAGUCCACCCGUAUGACUGAUU